AUGAUUCAGCCGGUCCUCUCCAGAGAAGAGAUCAUCGAAGCAGUCACCUCGGAUAAAAGAUACUACAACAAUUCUCAGAAUGUGGAGAUGCCACAUAUCGAUGCUUUGCACACUUCUGGCGACAAUGAUCUUCUUCUUCAGAUCGGGUACAAGCCUGAGCUUAAGAGACGGUUUAAUACGCUCCAAGUGUUUGGCGUUGCCUUCUCUAUUAUGGGAUUGCUCCCUUCCAUCGCCACCACCCUUGCUUAUGGCAUCACAGCUGGCCCUGCUGGUGCCAUUUGGGGCUGGUUAAUAGCCUCGUGCUUUAUUCUUGUGAUUGGCAUUGCCAUGAGUGAAAAUGCCUCGUGCCAGCCAACCUCGGGAGGUCUUUAUUACUGGACAAAUUACUAUGCUCCUCCUAAACUCAAGUCGGUGCUUUCGUUCGUCAUUGGGAACACAAACUCGCUUUCUUUGACAUGUGGGUUUUGCUCGAUCGAUUAUGGCUUUGCCCAGGAGCUCUUGUCCAUUGUGGUGAUCGCCAAAGACGGUAAUUUCGAGGUGACCCAGGCCAAAACGUAUGGUGUGUUUGCUGCCUGCGUCAUUGCCCACUUACUUGUCACCUGCCUGUCUUCCAAGCAUAUUGCCUCUUUGCAAGCCACAUCGAUUAUGUGGAAUGUGCUUUUGAUCGUGAUGUUUCUUAUUGCCAUGCCAAUUGGUGCAUCGAGAGGUCUGUUCAAGUCGGCCAAGUGGGUUUUCACUCACUUCGAUAACCUCACGAACUACCCCAUGGGCUGGAACCAGGUCUCUCAGGCAUGGCAAUCGGCAAUCUGGACCAUCGGUGCUUUUGACUCGUGUGUCCACAUGUCCGAGGAAGCGAAGAACGCCACUACCGCCGUGCCUCUUGGGAUUGUGAGCUCCAUCACUGCUUGCGGUCUCAUAGGGUUUGUGAUAUUGAUAAUGACUUUCUUUUGCAUCCAGACAAACGACUUGGAGGGCCACAUUCUAAACACAAAAAUGGGCCAGCCAAUGGCACAAAUCAUUUAUGAUGCUUUUGAAACGAAAACUGGCCAGGGAAAGCCUAUGGCCAUCACAUUUAUGGUUCUCAUUACCAUUGGUCAAUUUCUCAUGGGGGCGUCAAUUUUGACGGCUAUCUCACGACAACUUUUUGCCUUCUCCAGAGAUAACGGCCUUCCUUUCUCAUGGUGGAUUAAGAAGGUCAACAAAGAAUUAUCUGUGCCUAUUCAUGCGGUCAUCACUGGUGCUAUUGCGGCACUUGUCAUUGGUCUUUUGGUGUUGAUUGGUAGCACAGCGGCUUCGGCUUUGUUCAGCUUGGGUGUUGCAGGCAACCUUCUUGCUUACAUGUUGCCAACAUUGUUGCGUUUGAUAUACACAGACAAGUUCACUCCUGGGCCCUUCUACUUGGGCAAGGUCAUGACUCAGGUGAACGGUUGGAUCUCUGUGCUUUACAUCGUUUAUGCUAUAAUAAUGGUGAUGUUUCCCAGAGACCGUAAUCCCAUUGCGGAUACCAUGAACUAUACCUGUGUCAUAGCCCCAGGCGUGUGGCUCUUAUCUCUAGUGUACUACUGGGUGUACGCCAGAAAAGUGUACCACGGACCCACGAAGACAGCCGAAGUUGACGAAGAUGAAACAAGCAGUAGCGUCGAGCAGUUGAGAGAGAACCUCGAUGCAAAGCAGCUUGAAGCAUGA
Candidozyma auris is the source of this 1686-nucleotide messenger RNA. It is a transcript of the gene UGA4, whose product is annotated as Uga4p. NCBI's taxonomy places the organism in Eukaryota, Fungi, Ascomycota, Pichiomycetes, Serinales, Metschnikowiaceae. The record is from RefSeq and is a predicted model, not a curated record. Gene Ontology annotation, biological process: transmembrane transport. Gene Ontology annotation, cellular component: membrane. Gene Ontology annotation, molecular function: transmembrane transporter activity. The transcript has a single exon. Bases 1 to 1686 code for a protein of 561 amino acids.